AUGAAAUAUUUUAUUUUUAUUGCUUUGGUGACUAUAAAUUGCUAUGAAAUUAGCUUAAAUGAAGUAUUAGACUGUGUUGCUAAAAAUUGUGAUAAUGUAAUUAGAACUAAAAAUAAAUAAGGAAAAUUUAAAGUGCAUUGAAGAUUCUACCUGUAAUCAAGCAUUGAAAGAUUUUAAUGAAUGUUUUUCAGCUAAUUAAUAAAAUGCCACUUAUCCCUUUUAAGAAUGUAAAGGAGUUUCAAAUCUUGAGUAUGCAAAACUGAUGGCAUGUUAUGAAAAUUGUGAUUACAAUUUAAUACUAUCAGAGAUUACAUUUGCAAUGACUAUUUUCAUAUUAUAAUUGAUUAAUUGA
This is a messenger RNA of Paramecium sonneborni, 352 nucleotides long. The record is from the annotation of a GenBank genome assembly. Lineage: Eukaryota; Ciliophora; Oligohymenophorea; Peniculida; Parameciidae.